Paracoccidioides lutzii Pb01 is the source of this 252-nucleotide messenger RNA. RefSeq lists its product as hypothetical. The record is from RefSeq and is a predicted model, not a curated record. The transcript is spliced from 2 exons. Bases 1 to 252 code for a protein of 83 amino acids.
AUGAACCUCAGCGAAAAGUAUCUCCAGGACGAUCGUCCCACUGCUAUUGGCCAACAAUCAGCCCUGGAGUGUUUUAACCAUGAAACCUUCAAGGCAGUCAAGUUCGAGGGACUGUUGAGGACAGUUGAAUGGCGAGAAUCGGAAGAUGAAUACUGCCGCUGUCGCAUCAAAAAGGGAUCAACGCACGCCCGCGUCGUCGACGGGUUCGUCCAGCAAAAGCAAAUAAAUGACGCCAGCGGCGGCGAAAAAUAA